Paramecium tetraurelia is the source of this 1068-nucleotide messenger RNA. RefSeq lists its product as uncharacterized. The transcript has 4 exons. NCBI's taxonomy places the organism in Eukaryota, Ciliophora, Oligohymenophorea, Peniculida, Parameciidae. The record is from RefSeq and is a predicted model, not a curated record.
AUGAAUUCAAAAAAAAAAGAUGUGUUUAUCAUAAAUAAACCUCAUUUAUGUUAAAAUCAUAAUUAAAAACUUGUACUAGUGUGUGCUGACCCGCUAUGUUAAGACCAUGGAUUGAUUUGUAUUGAUUGUUUACUUUAGAACCAUUAAAAUUGCAAAGCUUAUAUUAAGAAAUAUGAUGAGUUUCUGUGGAUAAUGUAGAAUACUAUUGAAAAAAUUCAAAUCUAGAAAGAGAAGAGAUAUAAAGAUGCCCAAUCUAUCUUAUUAAGUCUAGGAAAUUUAUAACCAAAAUUUAAUGAACUCAUUUUAGCUUUAUAGUUAGAAAUAGAAACCUAUUUAUAGCAAGAGAAUUUAGAACAUGAUACUAAGAGAAUGAAAAACUUAUUUUAAGCUGAUUUCGAAGGGGAAAAAGAAUUAAUAAAAGAAUUCAUUUUACAAUAGCACCUAAAGUCUUAACAUGAAAAAGAAUAUUUGUGGGAACUUAAAGGAAGUUAAAUAGUAGAAUGUCUCCAUUCAAUUGUUAAUGAUAUGCUCAAUUAAGAUUUUUAAGAAUAAUAAAAAAUUAUUGAUUCUUAAAAAUAUUUAAAAGUAAAGGGAAUAGAUGAUUUAAAAGGGAUAAAUAGUUAUGUUCCAAAACUUCGAUUAGAAUUAUAAUAAAAUAAUUGGGGAGGUAUUGGAAAUAUAUUUCCUAAAUUUAUGGCUUUAAAUAGUUUGUAAAUCAACGCCAUUAAAUCUCCUCUAAAAGCAUAAAAUUUAGAGGAGAUAAUUAAUGCAAUAUAGUAUUUGCCAAGAUUAGAAAAAUUUAAAAUCAAUUUAAUUGGUUCAAAUGCAAAUGAAUAAACUUUAUAAUUAAUUUUUAAAAUUGUCAGCAAUAAAAGUUUGACAGAGUUUGGAAUUUCGUUUGGAUAUAGUUAAAUUCUAUCUGAUGAUUUUAUAAGAUAGAUUAAUUAAUUUAAAGAGUAACUAAGAGGGAUAUCGAGGAUAUAUAUUAGUAAUUAGCUUCAUGAAUUUACAGAAUAAUAAUAAAAAUUGCUCAAAACAUAUUUAAGUUAAAUUGAAUUUUUUCGAUGA